AUGAAUGCUGAAGAUGGUAAUUUCAGUAAUGUUAGUGAUCAAGAAGAAAAAGAUGUAGAAAUUAUCAAAAAUAAAAAAAUGAACAAAAGAAGUACAGAAACUGUUAAAAAAGAGAAAUAUAUCUUGAACAUGGAUGCAAUCAAUGAAAAAAGAAGAGAUACAAAAACUAUUGAAAAAAGAGAAGUAUACAUUGAACAUAGUUGUAAUUAA
Cetraspora pellucida is the source of this 210-nucleotide messenger RNA. The record is from the annotation of a GenBank genome assembly. Lineage: Eukaryota; Fungi; Glomeromycota; Glomeromycetes; Diversisporales; Gigasporaceae.